CCUGCCAGCACUGCUCGGGUGAGGAAGUGGGUGCCCUGCCUGCAUCUGUGACCGCUGAGGGUGUUCUAGAACAUACUUCCCCCAUGGUGUGGGGUUGGACUGGGGGUGCUGCCAGAUCAGGCAGUUCCACUGGGGAAGGAUUUCCUGAGCACCCGAGGGCCCAGGCCUGCAGUUGUGACACGGAGUCCCAGCCGCCUCCUUCCAGUGGCUCUUCCAGCUGGGGAACCUGGACUUAGCCAGUCACUGUUUGGCCCAUGGGAACAGAGCAGAACCGGGAAGCGUGCGUGGUCACCUGAUUUACGACAGAGGCGGCUCCACUGAAAUUCAGAGAGGAAAGGGUGGUCGGUUCACCAACCACUGCUGGGGUAAUUGGAUAUCCACUCGGAAAACAGAAAGAGCCUGAUCCCUGCCUCACACCAUACACAGAAGCUGAGGACCCAGCGCGUGUGGGCAGCCGGCCUGGAUGCGCAGGAAGGUGCCCGUGGCACGGUGAGCGAGGCCUGCCCGCCGGGGCUGUGCAGACCCCGCGUUGCCCAUGGAGCUGCAGGCGCCGGGGGCCUAGGCCCACGGGGAGCUGUCAGCAGCUAGAUGCCCCCCAGGCCCUGGGGUCUCCCGAGUGGCCUGGGCCAGCGCGCCAAGGGUAGAGGAUGCCGGCCAAGGGGUGCUACUUCCUUAACGAGGGCGAGGAGGUUCCGGACCAAGACGCGCUCUACGAGAAGUACCGGCUCACCAGCCAGCACGGGCCGCUGCUGCUCACGCUCCUGUUGGUGGCCCUCUCUGCCUGCGUGGCCCUCAUCGUCAUCGCCUUCAGCCACGGGGACCCCUCCGGACAGCAGGCCGUGCUGGGCACGGCGUUCUUCGCGCUCGCCGUGUUCGUGGCCCUCUGCGUGCUGGUGUACGUCGAGAGCCUGCUGCGGCGCUGGCUCAGCGCCUGGGCGCUGCUCGCCUGGGCCUGCCUGGUGGCGCUGGGCUACGUGCUGGUGUUCGACUCGUGGAUGAAGGCAGCCUGUGCAUGGGACCAGGUGCCCUUCUUCCUGUUCAUCGUCUUCGUGGUGUACACGCUGCUGCCCUUCAGCAUGCGGGGCGCCGUCGCCGUGGGGACCGUCUCCACCGCCUCCCACCUCCUGGUGCUCGGCGCCCUGACGGGGGCCUUCACGUCGCCCAGCGUGCAGGCGGGACUGCAGCUGCUGGCCAACGCCGUCGUCCUCCUGUGCGGGAACCUCACGGGCGCCUUCCACAAGCACCAGAUGCAGGACGCCGCCCGCGACCUCUUCACCUACACCGUGAGGUGCAUCCAGGUCCGCCGCAAGCUGCGCAUCGAGAAGCGCCAGCAGGAGAACCUGCUGCUGUCUGUGCUGCCGGCCCACAUCUCCAUGGGCAUGAAGCUGGCCAUCAUCGAGCGGCUCAAGGAGCACGGGGACCGCCGCUACAUGCCCGACAACAACUUCCACAGCCUCUACGUCAAGCGGCACCAGAACGUGAGCAUCCUCUAUGCCGACAUCGUGGGGUUUACGCGGCUGGCCAGCGACUGCUCCCCCAAGGAGUUGGUGGUGGUGCUGAACGAGCUCUUCGGCAAGUUCGACCAGAUUGCCAAGGCCCACGAGUGCAUGCGGAUCAAGAUCCUGGGCGACUGCUACUACUGCGUGUCCGGCCUGCCCGUGUCGCUGCCCACGCAUGCACGGAACUGCGUGAAGAUGGGGCUGGACAUGUGCGAGGCCAUUAAGCAGGUGCGGGAGGCAACAGGUGUGGACAUCAACAUGCGCGUGGGCAUCCACUCGGGGAACGUGCUGUGCGGUGUCAUCGGGCUGCGCAAGUGGCAGUACGACGUGUGGUCCCACGACGUGUCCCUGGCCAACAGGAUGGAGGCGGCCGGAGUCCCUGGCCGCGUGCACAUCACAGAGGCGACGCUGAACCACCUGGACAAGGCGUACGAGGUGGAGGACGGGCACGGGCAGGAGCGCGACCCCUACCUGAAGGAGCUGAACAUCCGCACCUACCUGGUCAUCGACCCCCGGAGCCAGCAGCCGCCCCAGCCCAGCCAGCACCUGCCCAGGCCCAAGGGGGACGCGGCGGCGCUGAAGAUGCGGGCAUCCGUCCGCGUGACGCGCUAUCUCGAGUCCUGGGGGGCGGCGCGGCCGUUUGCGCACCUCAGCCACCGUGCGAGCGUGAGCAGCAGCGAGACCCCUGUCCCCAAUGGGCAGAGGACGAAGGCCAUUCCCCUGCGGCACCGCCGGACCCCUGACAGGAUCGCGUCCCCCAAGGGGCGGUCAGAGGACGACUCAUACGAUGAUGAGAUGCUGUCGGCCAUCGAGGGGCUCAGCUCUACGAGGCCCUGCUGCUCCAAGUCUGACGACUUCCACACCUUCGGGUCCAUCUUCCUGGAGAAGGGCUUCGAGCGCGAGUACCGCCUGGCGCCCAUCCCCCGGGCCCGCCACGACUUCGCCUGUGCCGGCCUCGUGUUCGUCUGCGUCCUGCUCGUCCACGUCUUGCUGAUGCCCAGGACAGCGGCUCUGGGGGUGUCCUUCGGGCUGGUGGCCUGUGUGCUGGGGCUGGUGCUGGGCCUGUGCUUUGCCAGUGAGCCCUCGAGGUGCUGCCCAGCCCGCGGAGCGCUGCGCACCGUCUCCGAGAGGGUGGAGGCGUGGCCCCUGCUGAGGCUGUCCCUGGCCGUCCUGACCAUCGGCAGCGUGCUCACCGUUGCCAUCGUCAACCUGCCACUGACGCCUUUCCCCGCCCUGGAGCUGCCCGACGGCAACGGGACGAGCCUGCAGGACGUGAGCGGUGGGGAGAGGACCCUGUGCGUGCGCCUCCUCCCGUAUUAUGCCUGCAGCUGCGUCCUAGGCUUCAUCGCCUGCUCCGUCUUCCUGCGGAUGAGCCUGGAGCCGAAAGUCGUGCUGUUGACCGUGGCCCUGGUGGCCUACCUGGUGCUCUUCAACCUGUCCCCGUGCUGGCAGCAGGACUGCUGUGGCCACGUCCUGGGCAACCUCACCAACAGCACCGGCCCCCUCAGGUGUUCCUGGAGGGAUCUGAAGACCAUGAUCAAUUUCUACCUGGUCCUGUUCUAUGCCACCCUCCUCAUGCUCUCCAGGCAGAUUGACUAUUACUGCCGCCUGGACUGUCUGUGGAAGAAGAAGUUCAAGAAGGAGCACGAGGAGUUUGAAACCAUGGAGAACGUGAACCGCCUUCUCCUGGAGAACGUCCUGCCGGCCCAUGUGGCAGCUCACUUCAUUGGUGACAAGUUAAAUGAGGACUGGUACCAUCAGUCCUACGACUGCGUCUGCGUCAUGUUUGCCUCGGUGCCGGACUUCAAAGUGUUCUACACGGAGUGCGACGUCAACAAGGAGGGGCUGGAGUGCCUGCGCCUGCUCAACGAGAUCAUCGCCGACUUCGACGAGCUGCUGCUCAAGCCCAAGUUCAGUGGUGUGGAGAAGAUCAAGACCAUCGGCAGCACAUACAUGGCAGCUGCAGGGCUCAGCGUCACCCCAGGGCACGAGAACCAGGACCUGGAGCGGCAGCACGCCCACAUCGGCGUCAUGGUGGAGUUCAGCAUGGCCCUGAUGAGCAAGCUGGACGGCAUCAACAGGCACUCCUUCAACUCCUUCCGCCUGCGCGUCGGCAUAAACCACGGGCCUGUGAUUGCUGGAGUGAUCGGGGCUCGAAAGCCUCAGUAUGACAUCUGGGGAAACACGGUCAACGUGGCCAGCCGGAUGGAGAGCACUGGAGAACUCGGGAAGAUCCAGGUUACCGAAGAGACGUGCACCAUCCUGCAGGGCCUCGGUUAUUCCUGUGAAUGUCGUGGGCUAAUUAAUGUUAAAGGCAAAGGCGAACUGAGGACUUACUUUGUCUGUACAGACACCGCCAAGGUUCAGGGGUUGGGGCUGAACUGAGGGCGUCGGCUGGGUUCAGGACACCCGGGAAGCCAGUUUCCUUCCCUGAAGCCACGGAGAAGACUCAGCCCCGCACCAGCCACAAAGGCACUCGGAGGGCUUGGCCAUCGCCACGUCCUGGCGGACGGCUGUGCGUGGCUUCCCUGGCUGUUUGUGUGCUAGAGGAUUUCUUGGGCCAAGUGCACCAGAUCCCGGCUGGAGGCAACUUCUGAGCGGUAACACCGGUGGCAGCCAGAACCUCUGUGCUGUUGGUCAGUGACGGUUUCCGGGUCAGCUGGAAAGGGAUCACUGGUACAACCAUUGUGCCUGUGACCUUGAGAUCUUGUUCCCUGAGGCACUGUGGAGGCAAUCUUAGAGCACGGCCAAAACAGACGUCCGUCUCAGUGGCCUGUGAGCAUGCCCAAGCGAGACUGACGCUUUCUAGCUACGGAGUGGACAGAGAUGGGCUGCAUGGAAGAGUCCCUUCUCCCUAGAGAGACUGGCUAUGGGAUUCUGUUUCUCACUGGGGCGUCCUGGUGAAUGGAAUUGGGAAGUGUUUUAUACCCGUAAAUGGUUUCAAACAGUAGAAAGAAAAAAUGAACAUUUAUUACUUCUU
Lemur catta (Ring-tailed lemur) is the source of this 4479-nucleotide messenger RNA. It is a transcript of the gene ADCY7, whose product is annotated as adenylate cyclase 7. Gene Ontology annotation, biological process: intracellular signal transduction; adenylate cyclase-inhibiting G protein-coupled receptor signaling pathway; adenylate cyclase-activating G protein-coupled receptor signaling pathway. NCBI's taxonomy places the organism in Eukaryota, Metazoa, Chordata, Mammalia, Primates, Lemuridae. Gene Ontology annotation, molecular function: adenylate cyclase activity. Gene Ontology annotation, cellular component: plasma membrane. The record is from RefSeq and is a predicted model, not a curated record. The coding region runs from base 648 to 3884 and encodes 1078 amino acids. The transcript has 27 exons.